GAGCAAUUUGGAUUUCGGCCCGAAGUAGCGAGUUGACACACCGUUAAGGCAGUUUUACGUGUGUUACCGAGAGCGCUGUUUGCGGUUUCGUUAAAAGCCCGUGUGUUUUGCCUGGUCUGUGUAUGUGGAGUAUGAGAGCGCGGGACGGAGGUGCUCCGACUCGCGGAAGCUGCUGAUCCAGUCAGGGGGAUCUGUAACGAUCAGCUGUAGCAGGACACAUGCACCCUUUCAUACAGAGCCAGUGUGAGUCAUCUAUAUGGGCCAUCUUCUCUCAACAAAUGGCCUCCGCUUGAAGAAGAGACCACAGACUCUGCACAGGAAGAAGAAGAGGAGGAGCUGCUUUCUCCGGGGCCCGUGCAUGCUUUGCUUCUACAUCCGCGGCAGCAGCAGCGGCGGCAGCAGCAGCAUCAGCGACGGCUGUUUCGAAACCGAGUGCCAUUCUGACUCCAGAGUGGCCAAGUUGAACUCGCCUGAGGACUGCGCCAAAUUCCUCCUGUCGCCUGCCGAGUUGGCAGUGUGGGAGUGCCAGGGCCGGAGCCUGCUCUCCUCUGUGCCAGCCAGGCUUAUUGGACCACCAGCACUCUUCUGCACUGACUACUCGGAUAUGGUGUGCAAGCGAAAGAAUGGUGAGCCACAGCCGUUGGCUCCAUGCAAGCAGCCACGCUGCUGCACUUCCCAGGAAACAACUGAGAGUGAAGACGAGAAAAACGCAAGCCAGUCCCUACUGCCCCAGCUCUGCUCACUGCCUUCCUCCUCCUCUUCUUCCUCUUCAUCCUACACAGAGGAGCAGGAGAGCUCAGUAGUGGGGCUUCAGGUGGGCUCAGGGCACAACCUAAGCAACGACAAGACUCCUGAUAUCUCAUCUUCCUCUUCCUCUUCCUCCUCAUGCCUUCUCACCUACAGUAGUGUGGCAGAGGAGGGCAAGAGUGCUGACAUCACAGACACGUCCCAAAUUAACCACCUACCCUCGUCCAUACUUCUCAAGGUUUUCUCUCACUUGUCAGUGAAGGAGCGUUGUCUUAGUGCCUCCCUGGUCUGCAAGUAUUGGCGUGACCUCUGCUUAGACUUCCAGUUCUGGAAGCGAAUUGAUCUCAGCGGCCUGAGACAAGUGAGAGAUGACCUCCUCGUAAAGAUCGCAUCUUGGAAACAGAACGUGAUGGAGCUGAACAUUUCAGACUGUCGGAACGUUGAGGACUAUGGUGUAUGCACUCUAGCCUCUCAGUGUCCUGGUCUGCUGAAAUACACCGCCUACCGCUGCAAACAGCUCAGUGAUGCAUCUCUCUGUGCUGUGGCCUGGCACUGCCCUCUGCUGCAGAAAGUGCAUGUGGGAAACCAGGACAAACUGAGCGACAAUGCCCUCAAACAGUUGGGUGAACACUGCCCAGAGCUAAAGGACAUCCAUUUUGGACAGUGCUACAAUGUCAGUGAUGAGGGUCUGAUAGCACUGGCGAAGGGCUGCCCCAAACUGCAGAGGAUCUACAUGCAAGAAAACAAACUGGUGACUGACAGAUCAUUGCAGGCGUUUGCAGAACACUGUCCAGAGCUGCAGUUUGUGGGCUUCAUGGGCUGCUCGGUUACCUCACAGGGAGUCAUACACCUAACCAGGCUGCGGAACCUGAGCAGCCUGGAUCUCCGGCACAUCUCAGAGCUGAACAACGAGACAGUGAUGGAGGUGGUGAGAAAUUGCCGGAAACUCAGCUCCCUGAACCUCUGCCUCAAUUGGAGCAUCAACGAUAGAUGUGUGGAAAUCAUUGCCAAAGAGGGAAGAAGUCUCAAAGAGCUGUACUUGGUUUCCUGCAAGAUCACAGACUAUGCAUUGAUAGCCAUUGGGCAGUACAGCAGCACCAUAGAGACCGUGGAUGCAGGAUGGUGUAAAGAAAUCACAGACCAAGGAGCCACGCAGAUCGCUAAGAGCAGCAAGUCCCUACGCUACUUGGGCCUGAUGAGGUGUGAUAAGGUGAGUGAAGAGACAGUGGAGAGAUUGGUCCUGCAGUACCCGCAAAUCGUGUUCAGCACAGUGAUGCAGGACUGUAAGCGAACUCUGGAGAUGGCCUAUCAGAUGGGCUGGAGCCCCAACACUUCCAAUGCAUCCUAGCUAACAACACACACUCACACACACACACACACACACACUCACAAAGUCAUAUCAGUAAUGAACUGCUGUUUGCCUUCCUUGUCAGCACAGCUGGAUGGUUUUCAGAGCAUUAACAUUGUGCUGGUACAAUUUUAUUGGCGCUAGUAUCAAUUUGUUUGCAUUUUACUUUAUUAUUCACUUUUUUUCCCCCUUUGGAAAACUAUUAUCAUAAGCAGAUGUUAAUAUUUCCAGAUUUUAAUCAUCCAAAACAAACAUCUUGCUAGCAUAUGCUCAUCUUUCUUUUCAAGCGAGUGAACGUGUUCAGUGUGAGCAUUUGUGUCUGAGGAAUAGUUCAUCGUUUGGGAUUUUUAUUUGUAAGUCCUCACAACAAUCCAUCUACUGUUUAAUCCCUACCAUAUUGUUUGAUUUAUAGAAAAGUCACCUUGAGGUUUACUAACAAGUCAAGACCAUUACUUGACUAAACCGUUUUUUCCCCCCUAAUGUGUUGAACACUUGUUCUGCUAUUGUCCAAAUCUUGUAGAUGAAACUGUUCUUUAUAGUGGAAUAGACUCAUUACGAAUAUGGUACCGUUUCUGGUACAUUUGUUUCCAAAUGUUUCAGCCCAGUGAAGUAGGCAAGCCCAUCACAUAGAAAUGUAAGUCAGCCUUUAUGGUUAAAGAAAAAAAGAAAAGAAAAAAAAAGAAUAUUUGGGUUGUUAUAAAUAUAUCCCAGAUGAUAGGGGGUGUUCUUGAAAAGACUCGGUGUGUUAUGUUUAAACCUUCUAUUCUUCUUUCCUUUUAAAAACUAAUGAUGUUUAACCCUUGUGACAUUGUAAACUGUGCUUUGAACUUUGUUUAGGAAAAAAAAAAACAAGGGUUGUUCAGUAUGGAAUUUUGCAUAACCUUUUAUUAAUCUAGUGCUGCCAGGCGUGUGUAUUUGCCUGCCAUAUGACUGAGAUGUGAAAAUAUGAAACUCUUCCAUUUAAAGUAGAGUGAUUAGAAUUUAUUCACCCCUUCCACCCUCAUUUUCAUAGCUAGCCUGUGAUAUACUCUUAUGCAAACAAACACCAGGGUAUUUUCCUAUUGUGUUGCAGCCGGUUCUUGUACUGUAGCUGUUGCACGCCAUCAUGUUCUAAGGGGAACCACAGGUCUUAGUUACUGUUUUCCUUUUACUGUACUUAGGGAUUAGACAAUUCAACCACACGUUUCUAAUUCAGUAUAGGCUCUUAGACUGUUCCAAUUUAAAACGUGUAUGUUCUGUUCAUGAGUGUGUGCCGUUUUUCAGGACAGAUUUGAUUCGAGUAAUUGAAUGAGGUGAAUGAAAUAAGGAAUAAAAAAAUACCCUUUCCUUGUA
Molecule: messenger RNA, 3427 nt
Organism: Silurus meridionalis
Lineage: Eukaryota; Metazoa; Chordata; Actinopteri; Siluriformes; Siluridae
Gene: fbxl17
Product: F-box and leucine-rich repeat protein 17
Exons: 11
Coding region: 257-2095 (612 amino acids)
Biological process (GO): entrainment of circadian clock by photoperiod; G2/M transition of mitotic cell cycle; regulation of cell cycle
Cellular component (GO): cytosol; nucleus; SCF ubiquitin ligase complex
Molecular function (GO): protein binding
Source: RefSeq, a predicted model, not a curated record